This is a messenger RNA of Prorocentrum cordatum, 336 nucleotides long. The record is from the annotation of a GenBank genome assembly. Lineage: Eukaryota; Dinophyceae; Prorocentrales; Prorocentraceae.
AUGGAUGAGGCCGCGGGCUUCGCGGGAGUGCUCGAGCUGGGCGCCAGCGAGGGCGUCGAGGGCGUCGAAUUGCCUGGCGACGCCGACGAGAAGCCUCCCACCCGACGAGUUCGACGGGGAGGGCGAGAUGCUGUUCGCCGAGCUUCCGUGGGCCAGGGCCGGCGUGCUGUCGUGCUGGCCGUCGGCGAGGACUGGGAGUGCGAGGGCCUCGACGACGCGGGCGAGGCGCAGUGUGCGUACCGGGUGCAGGCGCGCGUCGUCUACCAGGCCACCGCGCCCUGGCAGUCCAUGACGGGCGCUCCACUGUGGUCGGCGAUGCUUGCGUACGGGACGUGA